Molecule: messenger RNA, 493 nt
Organism: Pocillopora meandrina
Lineage: Eukaryota; Metazoa; Cnidaria; Anthozoa; Scleractinia; Pocilloporidae
Source: the annotation of a GenBank genome assembly
CCCAAAGAACACAUUCAAGAACUCACAUGGCCCGAAGUUCACAGCCUUUAUCACGAAGGCCAUGAAAACGUCCUUGCCGUUAUAGAUCUUAUCGUUACCCUUCCGGCCAGUUCUUCUGCAAAUGAACGGGGCUUCAGUCAGAUGAAACUUACGAAGACUAGCAUCCGAAGCAGACUGUGCAAUGCGACUCUUAAUAAUUCAAUAGCAAUUCAGAUGUUAACGCCUGGUGAGAAAGCGAGCCAGAUUAGAGUCAAACAUUAACCUUUCAGACCCAGGAUCCGUGGAAGUUGUGGAACAUACCGCCGCCAUUCUCAAACCAGCAGCUCAACAGAACGUACCUGUUGAACAAGACGAGGAGGCCGAGGAGGAAGUCAUCUUCAGUGAAAAGAGGGAUGACGAUUUUGGAGAUGACGUCGAAGGAGUGGUGUCUGACUAUGAGUCAGACGCCGAGAUAACAGAGGAAAUUAUUUUACAAAAACUAGAUAAGCUGUAG